This is a messenger RNA of Grus americana (Whooping crane), 7962 nucleotides long. It is a transcript of the gene AP4E1, whose product is annotated as adaptor related protein complex 4 subunit epsilon 1. Gene Ontology annotation, biological process: intracellular protein transport; receptor-mediated endocytosis. Gene Ontology annotation, molecular function: cargo adaptor activity. The transcript is spliced from 18 exons. Bases 2949 to 5933 code for a protein of 994 amino acids. Gene Ontology annotation, cellular component: membrane coat; AP-4 adaptor complex. NCBI's taxonomy places the organism in Eukaryota, Metazoa, Chordata, Aves, Gruiformes, Gruidae. The record is from RefSeq and is a predicted model, not a curated record.
AGACUGAUGAAAGAAUGUAUGGUGAGGCUCAUCUAUUGUGAAAUGCUGGGGUACGAGUCUUCCUUUGGAUAUAUCCAUGCAAUCAAGCUUGCACAGCAAGGAAAUCUUUUGGAGAAAAGAGUUGAGAAAAUGGUUUAACUCCAAGCAAUGCUAUGUCUCCAUACACAGAAGGAAGGCAGUGUCUUGUGGGAUAUGCUUGUUUGAUAUCCUUUGUUUGAAUUUCAUCUGGAUCAUCCACUCAAGUAUUGGAGUUUCUGAGAGAAUGUGUUACAAGGGAUGAUAUAAAGUUGCUUUAUCCCUGAGCAGUGAAAGCCAGUGUGCAGAUGCUCUGGUAGUGAUUAAGAAAUUCUAUCCUCACCAAACCUGGGAGGGCAGGUGGUAAGCUGUUUUGGAGAAAACUGUGACCUCUGACUAUCAAGAAGCAAUGUGUCUUGUUAUUAAUUGGUUUGAGACCUUUUUGAUAAAGCGUUGGUGAACAUCUUUUUUUUUUUUAAAUGUUGGUGGCUUAAAGUUUUCUAGACCCAAAGCACUCUUAAGCUUUGUCUGGUAUCAAGAGUGUGUAUGUCGGUUUUGAUGGGUUUUUUUGUUCGGUUGUAUUUGAUAUAUGAGGACAGCCUUGUCUGUUCUUGGUGUAAUAUAUCAAAGUCUGUAUUAAGGAAGGGUUGUCAGUUGAUCCGAUCAAGAUGGGUUACUCUUUUACCCAAAGUAAGCCUCAAUGUAUGAGAGCGAACUCCAUUUUUGCAGGUGUGCUAAAGUGAUAGAGUCCGUAGUUUCACAAGCAGAUAGAUCAAUCUGAUAGCCCAGACAAUACUGUUAUUUGUAUCAAAGUUGUUCAUUUUGAUCCCUAAGCCCUGAAUGAACCAAGACCUUUUUUAAGAUCCAACUCUGUAAUACAACAUUGUGGCACACCCUCCCCACCUCCAUACUUUUGGUCCCUUAGUUUACAAGGAAGAGGUUUCUGGCAGGUUCUUUUCUAGGGUUUUGGUUGGUGAAUUUACUUCUGUAUUCCAAGUUGAAGAUAAAAUUUAUUUGAAAUGGAACUUUUUAAAGAGAAACAAAUAUAAGGAAGUGCAUUUGUUGUGUAUUCUAGAAAGAAUAUACUUUUGUCUGUGCAGAGAAGAUAUUUGUUUCCCAGGAAGUGAUUUCUCCUAGUGUUCUUGGCUGCUCUUUAGCUAUAACAGUAUUGUAGUGCUUCUUAUUUCUCACAGCUUAUGGAUUCUUAGCUGUUAUUUGUUGAGCUUUACUGCAACUUAAAUAUAACUGGUUUGCCUGAAAAUAAAAGAAAGUCUUGAUAUAUAAAACAUUAGCAUCUGUCAUCCAACGGGGGGGGGGGGUUUGGGUUUUUUUUGUUUGAAUUAACUGUUCCUCUAUUACAGACAGUCUUAAGCUUUCUAUCUUGAAGUUGCUUUUUGCUCGAAAGGAGUAAUGGAGGCUGCUUUCUCGUAUAGGUUACUUGGCAGUUUCUUUAUUUCUUCAUGAAAAUGAUGAACUGCUACUUCUACUUGUGAACACAGUUGUGAAGGUACAGUGUUUUUGGAGGUCUGGAGGUAAACUAAACUUGGACCAAUUCUUGCCAUUUUGUGUCACACAAGAUCUAAGCUCAUUAGUUAUAUUUUGCUCUCUUAAAGUUGUUGUUUCUUUGGUUAGAAAUGAAAAUUUGAAAUUACUUUCCCUGGCUUUUUAAUUUAAUCUUGGCAUUCCUGCUGUUGAAGCCAUACUUUUAAAUUUUUUUCAGAGGAGAUAUACCAUAAAAUUUUCUUUAUAAAAUGUAUAUACGUUCUCAACUCCAGGAGGAGCCAUGCAUGCUUAUUUCAAUGUAAACCUUUGCUUUUAGCUGACAGCAAGUAUCCAUUGGCUUCUUUGAGUUCUUUUGAUAAUUUUGAUAGAAAAUGGAAAUUGGAGUGACACUGAAAAUCUAUUACCAAAUGAUAUUUCAUAGGUGUCAUCUGUAUUACUGCCUCUUACAUGGAGCAAUUGUGACUUCUUAUAACUCUUUUUGUAUAAUGAUUGCUUUUAUAUUACAGUAGGCUGAAGUCACAUGUCAUAGACUGAAAGAGAUGUUUAUUUUGCUGUUCUGAUUGAAAAUGGUUUUAUAAUCUUUAAAAAUCUGACUUGAAACUAGUAAGGAUGUAGAAAGAAGUGAAAAAUGAGAGUGCACAAACAACUAAAAUAAAAUGACAACUAAGAACUAUCUGGGACAAAUGGCCAGAGCAAAUAAUGAUGUGAGCUGGAAAUUUUACAUGUUUCAUUUGUCUUGAAAAAUAAUGCUAAUUUUUUAUUUUGUUAAUUCAUCCAUCCUUUUUGGUUUAAGGUUACAGAGAGCUAUAGCUACUAUUUUUAAUUGCAUUUGGGACAGAUUGUGAAUUUCUAUUCUUUCUUUUGUAGAACGUUAUGUGUAAUUUGCAUUCUCAGGGAGUAGGUAAUGUGUUAUUUUAGUGUACAGAUAUGUAAUUGACAGCAAUACUGAGCUUGCACUUCUUAAAAAUUCUUUGGGCUGAUCUAAGGCACUAAAGAGAAUACUAUAGAAUUCUGAGAGAAGUGACUCAUCCCACUGAUCCAACUGGGGACUCAGCAUAGUUUUGCAAUCAUCAAGCUAUUUCAGUAAACAAAUAUUGAUUGUAGCUCUAUGUGUUAAUCUUGUGUACAUUUAAAAUAUGAAUGCAGUUCUAGAACAGAAGUGUGAGGAGCUGGUUGUUUCCUCUUCCUGUAUAAGAGAAGAACCUGAUUAGCUCAGUGAGAGCUGAGACUUCUCAAACAGGAGCAGGCAACAGGAUGGCUGGCAGCAGGAUGCUUGCUGGAGGUGGGCUGUGUAGGUGGGUUAGAUCCAACCUGCUUAUGAAAAACUUGGGAUACGUCUGUGCAGAAUUUAAAAGUCUAAAUGAAAAAUGACUGACUUGUUUCAAUGAUUGUAACAGGACUUACAGAGCACUAACCUAGUAGAGGUGUGCAUGGCAUUAACCGUUGUCAGCCAGAUCUUUCCACGGGAGAUGAUUCCAGCUGUUCUUCCCCUAAUAGAAGACAAGCUCCAGCAUUCUAAGGAAAUUAUCCGAAGAAAAGCUGUUCAAGCAUUAUAUAAAUUCUAUCUCAUUGCUCCUAACCAAGUUCAGCAUAUUCAUGAUAAGUUCCGGAAAGCCUUAUGUGACAGGGAUGCUGGAGUCAUGGCUGCUUCUUUGCAUAUUUAUCUUCAAAUGAUUAAGGAAAACUCCUCUGGAUACAAGGACUUGACUGGGAGUUUUGUGACCAUUCUAAAGCAGGUUGUGGGAGGAAAGCUCCCUAUUGACUUCAACUACCACAGUGUGCCAGCACCAUGGUUACAAAUUCAGCUUUUAAGAAUAUUGGGGCUGUUAGGAAAAGAUGAUCCAAGGACAAGUGAAUUGAUGUAUGAUGUUCUAGAUGAAUCUUUAAGAAGAGCAGAGAUAAAUCAUAAUAUUACAUAUGCCAUCUUGUUUGAAUGUGUCCAAACAGUUUAUACAAUUCAUCCCAAAUCUGAACUACUUGAAAAGGCUGCCAAGUGCAUUGGAAAAUUUGUUUUGUCACCCAAAAUUAAUUUGAAAUACUUAGGUUUAAAGGCUCUGACCUAUGUUAUCCAGCAGGAUCCUAAUCUGGCACUUCAGCACCAGAUGACAAUAAUUGAAUGUCUGGACCAUCCAGAUCCCAUUAUUAAAAGGGAGACUUUAGAACUUCUCUAUAGAAUUACAAAUGGACACAAUGUAAUUGUCAUAGUUCAGAAGAUGCUUGACUACUUAAAAGAAAGCAAGGAAGAAUAUGCUAUCAUCAACUUAGUUGGCAAAAUAGCAGAACUAGCUGAGAAGUAUGCCCCUGACAAUGAGUGGUUCAUCCAAACAAUGAAUGCUGUGUUUUCUGUUGGAGGUGACGUUGUGCAUCCUGAUAUCCCAAACAACUUUCUGAGGCUGCUGGCUGAAGGGUUUGAUGACGGAAAAGAAGAUGAUCAGCUACGGGUAUAUGCAGUGAAAUCUUAUUUAACAUUACUUGAAGAGGAAGAUGCAUUAUAUCCACAAAAAUUCCUUCAAGUUAUGAGUUGGGUGUUGGGGGAAUAUUCCAGCCUUGUUACAGAUGUUGAUCCAGAAGUUAUUUUGGCAAAGCUACACAGCCUGCUGAAGAAGACUUUUGUUACUUCUGAAACUAAAGUGUGGAUAAUGGCUGCAGUCACCAAGAUAGCAUCGCAUACCUCCUAUUCAAAAACAGUUGACAAACUAAUCCAAGAAUUCAGCAACUCUCUAGAUACCUGCAUGAGACAAUUUGCCUUUGAAUUGAAGCAUCUGUGUGAAGACAAAGCACUGAUGAAAAACUUGCUUCCAUUUGAUGCUAGUUGCACUGACAUGGUGGUAGAUGCUUCCUUAUCUUUUCUGGAUGGGUUUGUGUCUGAGGGACUUGGUCGUGGUGCAGCACCAUAUAAGCCUCAUCACCAGAGACAAGAAGAGAAACUUUCUCAGGAGAAAGCUCUGAAUUUUGAACCAUAUGGAUUGUCAUUUGCUGCAAGUGUGUCCUCAUCUGGCAUCACCGGCAGACAGUCUCCCACUGGUUUAUCUUUUGGUUCUGAUAUGUCUGGUAAUAGUGGUGAGACGGGGCAUAAAGAGACAAAUACUCUGAAACUCGAGGGAGUACACAAGCUAUGGGGAAAAGAAGGCUACCUUCCAAAGAAAGAAAACAAAGUAGGGAAAGAAAAUGAGCCACAAACUGUUUCUUGUGGCAGCUUAUUAGCCAGACAGGUGGGCGAUCCUCCUGCAUCGCGAUCCGAUCAAGUUGCCAGGCUCUCUGAGGAAGACAAAGAGAAGCAGCAGUUGGCAUCAACUUUGUUUAUUGGGCUAGGAUCAAGUGCCGGUGUCAGUUUGUUGGGGAAAGCGGACACAGCUACUCAGAAGUUCAAAAGAAAAUCAAAGAUAAAUGAAACUCAAAAUAGCGAGGAGGCAUCAGACUUCCAAAAUAGUGCUUCUUCAGAUUUUGGUCCCUUACUUGAUACAGUACCUAUUAACUUGGAAGACUGUGAGGGAAAUAUACACACAAGGUUAAGGAAAGUCUCCCUGUGUUCUUCAGAUAUUGUAGAAGAUAAUUUAGCAUUUGAAACGCCUCAGUCCCUAAAAAAAUCUGGGCUGGAUGACAGACUUUCAGAUAGUAGGCUGUCGCAGUCAUCUUUGUUUGCUGAUAGCAAUAUUGAAAUUUUUCUGCCUUCUCCAAGUGCUCAUUGUGAAAGUGCCAGUAAAAUACCAUUGGUCCCUUCCUUACCAGAAGAGCUGCAACAGCUCACUCACUCUGAAGUUGUGGAACUUUGUCAGAGUGAUGCCUUAGCUCUGUAUUUAUGUAAGGUGUGGACAGAUGACUCUCUGUUGCUCAGUGUUUUUGUUUCAAAUAAAACCAAUUCUGCACUUAAUGCUGUGAACUUAAUGUUUGAAGAAGCAGAACAUUUUCAGAUUUUGGAGAGUCCCACCUACCAGUUUCCUGUAAUUGAAGCUCGAAGUGUAGAACGUUGCGAGAAAUGUGUGUGGAUGGACAAAAUCUGUACACAGGGAAUUCUUUCUGGCUCCAUUAAUUACCAGUCAGAGAUGGACACUCGCCUUGAAUUUUCAGUAACUUUAUCGUUGUUGGACUUCAUCAGGCCAAUGGCAAUGACUACAGAAGACUUUGGGAAGCUGUGGUUGUCCCUUUCCAAUGAUGUGAAACAGAAUAUAAGAAUGUCACGUUCUCAAGAUUCCCUUUCAGCAGCUCUGAAUACACUGCAACAGAAGCUGAAACUCCAUAUAGUUGAUAUUAUAGGUAAUGAGGGAAUACUGGCAUGCCAGCUACUUCCAUCUGUGCCCUGUCUGCUGCACUGUCGUACUCACUCAGGGAUGCUGGCGUUGUGGUUCAGAUCGCCUUGUUCUGCUCUUCCAGAUGGUUUGCUUUAUCAGUGUCAAAAGGUGAUGGAGGAAUCCUAAUAACAGUAGUGCCUGCUGUAAUCUGUUCAGUGUGUGAAAAGGAAAUCAAAGAUUUAUACAGUUGCACAGAUAAUUACCAAAGUUAAAUUAAGAUACUGCUUCUCAGAAUCCCAGCUGGCAUAAGUUAUGUGGACUUGUGGAGGAAGAAUGAUGACCUAAAUUAAGCCUGCAAAAACAUGCUCAGGACUGUACAGUGUCUAACAAGUAAUCCAUUAAAGUAUUGUUACCUGUUUAAGUGAAAUGUAUAUUUCUUAAUUUUGUUGUAAAUGACUGAAAAUAUUUAUUUUUAUUAUGCAGCUUUUAUAGAUGUCAACAAUUAUUCUUCAUAGCAACUACUUAAAUCUGAUUUCAAAGAAAACGUGUCUGCAUUAUGAGGUCAGACUCGAUCAGUUAUCAGGAUCAUCUAAUUUUAUUUUGAUAAUUUUUCUAAAGCAAUUUUUAAGCACUGCUGGCAACAACCCAUAUUAGUGGUUGUAUAAAGAAACUUAUGUAGCAACAAAUGCAUGUUUUUAAAAUAGUUGAAAGAUUUUAGUGAUCAGCGCACUUCCCAUGAUCUUUGAUAUUUACCAAUUAAGUGGUAACAUCUAAAUAGGAUUUUGAUAGGAGGCAGGCAUGGGAAAUUGUAUGGAAGCACCUCAUGGGGGAUGAUCUAAGGCCCUUCAGGUUAGUUCGUGUCUGGAGUUCUUCCUGCCUCAUGUUUCAGUCACGUUCCCUUUCUUUAGGGGUCUGCGACAGUGACUGAGUAUUUGUGCAUGUCUGAGGAUGAGUUUCAUGUGGGUUAAGUCUCAGAUGACUGCGCUGGGGGUAGUUGGCUGUGAACAUGUUCAUUGCUCUCCAGUCAAUUCUGUAAGUUUAAUUAGGCCAAUAUCUCUGUCCGUGAAAAUUUACAUGGAGGAAAUUUUCACUUAUUUUUAUUUCUAAUUAUUUAUACCCUUAGUGCAACUCUUCAAACCUUUGACUUGGACAGAUGUGGCUGUACUUUGUGUGCAUAGCGAGGAACUGCAGUAAGGCAUAAGAGAUCUAAAUCAGAGCAGCAUAUGUGAUAAAUGUCUGUCCAGGUUGUCUCCUUUUCUUCCUGAAAUAACCUCACAGUCUUGAAAAUCCCGCAGUCUUAAUUUAUUUAGAUGCUACAUGAAAACUUUAAUACUGUUUAAUAUUAUUUAUAAAUAACUGGUCAUGUUUUUAUUUAAAAAAAUCAAAGAUUGUACACACGGUGCAGACAUGGUAUAAAUGGAUUCUACAGCGGAAUUCUUUCUUUUGUGUGCUUAAUAUUAACAAGGAAAUUCUUCGUUAUAUUUCAGCAUUAUUGAUUCUCACCUGAUAAGCACUGGUUGUAAAGGAAAAAAAAUAUUCUGUUACUUUGCUAAGGUUUCGGUAAAUGUUUGUGAAAUCAUCAUAAGAAUGUUAAUGCACUGAUAAUUUUUUUCUUUUUUUUGUUAAGUCAAGCCACUUGUGUUACCACAAGUACAAUCAUUUAAGCAAAGCUCUUUUAUUGCUGUUUCAGUACCCUCUUACUGAGGAAUUUAAAGUGCACUGAACUUGUAAAUAUACGUAAUGUUCUGCAUACUUUAAUGUUUACUUUGCACUUCAAGACAGUUUAUAUAAAUGAAAACUGAUUUGUAGUGGAAUAAUGUCCAGCAAACUAUUUCCCUGCUGGUAAAUCAGACUCAUGUUAUGCAAUUUUCCUUUUGUAAUCAUAUGAACUGUAAUAGAAGUAUCUGUUUCUGGCCUAUGCAUUUAAACCAUUUCAGCAAAGAGAUGUUCGAUGUCCUAGUGUUUAAAAAGAACACCAAAAGACAAUAAUGCCUUCUGUUGUUCGUGUAAUGUUCUUUAUAACCUUUUUCACUGUAUGACUAGUGUACGUUAAGCUGUCAAUAUGCAGAUUUGAAGAGCUUUAUGGUAACAUCACAUAAAGGGGAAUUGUACCUGUGUCAGUCUUUAUUUUUAGAUUGCCCAGCAAAUACUUAAUCUAUCACUGUCUUUGCAUUUCUUGUAGUUUAAUAAAAUUCAGUUUCACUUUAAAAAAAAA